Molecule: messenger RNA, 2998 nt
Organism: Python bivittatus (Burmese python)
Lineage: Eukaryota; Metazoa; Chordata; Lepidosauria; Squamata; Pythonidae
Gene: FAM76A
Product: family with sequence similarity 76 member A
Cellular component (GO): nuclear speck
Source: RefSeq, a predicted model, not a curated record
CGCCUGUCAGGGAGGGCGGCGGGAUGGCGGCGCUUUAUGCUUGUACCAAGUGCCACCAGCGGUUCCCCUUCGAGGCGCUCAGCCAGGGACAGCAGCUUUGUAAGGAAUGUCGGAUUGCACACCCGAUUGUUAAAUGUACCUACUGUAGAACUGAAUUCCAGCAAGAGAGUAAAACCAAUACAAUAUGCAAGAAGUGUGCUCAGAAUGUGAAACUUUAUGGGACGCCAAAGCCGUGCCAGUACUGCAACAUAAUUGCAGCAUUUAUUGGCAAUAAGUGCCAGCGGUGUACGAACUCUGAGAAGAAAUACGGGCCGCCCCAUUCAUGUGAGCAGUGUAAGCAACAGUGUGCCUUCGACAGGAAGGAUGAUAGGAAAAAAGUGGAUGGGAAGUUACUCUGCUGGCUUUGUACACUCUCCUAUAAGCGAGUGCUACAGAAGACCAAAGAACAGCGCAAGCAUUUAAACACCUCCUCUCGGACAAGCCUGCCGGAAAAGGAGCAAUAUGGCCGACUUAACUGCAGCAGCCACUACAACAGCCAGAAAACCUUAUCUACAUCUUCUAUUCAGAAUGAACUGCCAAAGAAAAAACCCAAGUUUGAUGCCAUAUCAGCCAAUGGGGACAGUUUUUCUCCAGACCUUGCCUUGGAUUCCCCUGGCACCGAUCAUUUUGUCAUCAUAGCCCAGCUGAAGGAGGAGGUAGCUACUCUGAAGAAAAUGCUGCACCAGAAGGAUCAGAUGAUCCUGGAGAAAGAAAAGAAGAUAACAGAACUGAAGGCUGACUUGCAAUACCAGGAAUCGCAGAUGAGGGUGAAAAUGAACCAGAUGGAAAAAACUCACAAAGAAGUUACAGAACAGUUGCAGGCCAAGAACCGAGAGCUCCUGAAACAAGCUGCAGCUUUAUCCAAGGGCAAAAAACCCGAGAAAUCAGGAGCAAUAACUUCACCUUAAAUUCAGUAAAGUCUCCUGCCCCAAGAUGUUUGGGGCUGCAACCCCAUUGUUCCAGAACCACACUUGGAUUGAUACUGUUAUGGACAUGACAGAAUCCUUUGAGAGUGGCUAUUCAAUAGAAUGCACCAGUGCUGGUUUAUAAAAUCUCCUCCUGUCAUAGUACAGUGAUGAGAAUGAUUGGAGGGCUUGAUUCCCACCCCCAAGCCUAUCCUCCAAGCUCAUGAACAAACACUUUCAGCUCAAUCAUUUCUCUCCAUCUAUUUUACCAUCACUGCCUUGGGAUUGACGAAGCAAGAAGGCCUGCAUGCAAAUCGGAUCUUUUACAGGAUUCUGCUUUUAAACUUCACAGGAGACCUAAAGUGGCAAGAGCCAGUUUUAAAACUAUUUUUAAAGCAUUUUAAAGUGAACAUUCUGCUUAUUUGGGGAUGUGUGUGCUACUCUGUUCUUGAGGACAGUUUGAGAUCUUUUCUCUUAGGUUUGCAAAAUUGAGGAUGGAGUUUCAGUCAGCAAUUGUCUCUCUAGCUUCUAAAAAUUCAAGAGUUUCUUGGCAGAACAGCUGAAUAUACUCAUGUGGAGACCAGAGGUUAUGAAUUAAUGCUUUAUUCACUUUUUUAUGCUUAUUUAGGUAACUCUGCUUUUUAGGCUGGUUGAACAGCUCCUUUUUAUCAUUUAUUCUGUUUGGAGUGAUGCCAGAGAUCAGAAGUAGGCUACAACUACUUUUCAGGUAGAUGAGAUGAAUUCAGCUAGUAACAAACGUACAACUAUGCAGUUUUUCUGAAGAACACAAAAGAAAAUAACCAUUUUGACUACCUUGGCAGCAGGAUAAAAGGAAUUGGGGGAAUGCUGAAACUGGAGGACAAAGAUUUUCUGAAAUGUUGAUAUAAAAGGAAAAGACACCCUCAGGUCAAGUUUAUGUGGCUUGCAAGAAAAUGAGACUGCUCUGAGUGCUGAUAGAGAACCCUAAUGCCUGUAAGCAUAGAGAUGAAAAGAAUUCAAUGACUUUUUGAGCUUGUUGAAUUUCCUGGGAAAUGGUAAGUGCUAAAAUGCAAUGAGAAUCUAGUUUGUUUUCAGUUUGCCCUAGGCUGAUGAAAUGGGGUGGGGUGGGGGGAAGAAAGUCAUUGCAAAGAAAUGCCUCACUCAGCAAUUUGAGAUGAGAAAACCCCCUUUUUAUAAGAGAAGAACCCUGUGCUGCUGUUGAGUUUCCAAUGCCUGUCCUUAAAAAGGAAGACCUCCAAACCUUGAAUGUGGAAGCAUGCAGGAACUGAUAUUCUACUGCAGGUUAUUUAUUUUGUAAUCUUGUGUGCUUUUUUUAAGACUUGGUAUGUUAAGAAUCCAUUGCCUAGGAAGGAGCAUAUUAAAUAGAACCUAAUUUUUAUACGUAAUAUAUUUUUAGGAAGAACUGAUCCAUAGAGAUUUAAAUAGGUUGUUUUUUAGGAAUCCCCCCCCCCAUUAAAAGGAGAAUGAUAUUUCUGAUACAUUGAGCCUUUUUUUUUUCUUAAUUGUGACAAUUCAAUCAUGCAUUAAAGUGGGUGCUUUACAGUGAUGCUGUUUUUUCUAUGUUUAUCACAUAGAUUGUAUUAAAUUGAUUUGUACAAAAGACAUGUUAAAAUAUGCAUUUGGGGAGGAGGAAUCUACUUUUGUUUUGAUAUUCUGUGUAUGCCUUUCUGGGUUGGUUCAGCAAAGAUAAGCCGUUUUCUUUCUCCCUGAACUUGGGCCUGGUUUAAGCAUUUGCCAUCUGCAUGAAGCACAAGAGCUUCUGGUGCUAUGCUGGAAUUUACUGUCUGUAGCAAAUGAAACAUCAUUUUCUGUAAUUAGGGUUUAUUCUUCAGCAUGUCCUCUUAAAUCUUUGUUCCCUAUCACUGUAACUAUUACUGCUUUAAAAUGACAAGGGCUUCUUGGGGUUUUGUUUAAUAGAUCUAAUGAUUUUCUACCUGCACUAUAGUUGAAAAGUCUCUCAGUUUGACUUAUAACAAUGAUGUUUCCUGCUCAGCAUUCUCCCCCCAUCAUCCAGAGUGAUAUUUCAUGAAUGAAAUGGAUAGCCCUCCCUAUGA